Molecule: messenger RNA, 851 nt
Organism: Carcharodon carcharias (great white shark)
Lineage: Eukaryota; Metazoa; Chordata; Chondrichthyes; Lamniformes; Lamnidae
Gene: tomm7
Product: translocase of outer mitochondrial membrane 7 homolog (yeast)
Exons: 3
Coding region: 63-230 (55 amino acids)
Biological process (GO): protein import into mitochondrial matrix
Cellular component (GO): mitochondrial outer membrane translocase complex
Source: RefSeq, a predicted model, not a curated record
GAUUCUCUUUCCGGUGAGUCAUUUCCUGGUGCUGGCAGUGUGCUGAGGGAGCCGCGCAAAAGAUGGUCAAAAUGAGUAAAGAGACCAAACAACGGCUGCAGCAGGUCUUCCGCUGUGGACAGUUCGCCAUCCGCUGGGGAUUUAUCCCGACCAUCCUGUACCUGGGUUUCAGAAGAGGUGGAGACCCAGGCAUGCCAGAACCCAACCUUCUAAGUUUGCUAUGGGGAUGAAAACAGUACAGCAGAAGACCUGUAUUUCCAUUUUGACUGGAAACGCCAUUUGUGGAAAAUUUGGGAAGAACAGACCAUUGCAGUUGGCAGGUUCAGUGCCUGUGUUCACUACUGAUCUACAGCAAUAGAAUUUCCAGCAGAAAAGUUAUGGACUAUCUUGCUAUCCUAUUAAAAAAAACUGUGUUUGAGACUGGUAUUUUUCAAUUUAUAUGACUCACUGCAAAUAAAACUUUUCAUUGGGAAGAAACAAAUCAAAAGAGAAACUACUUGUCUAAAAAUGGCUGGAUGAAAUUUGCUUAAAUGCACAUUUGUCAGUUUUCUUUGUUUAAAUGCUAAGUAAGCACAUCUUUAAAAUGUGAAGCUUCACAGUAUAAAGCUGCAUACAGUGAAGAACCUAACUGUACCCAAAAAGUUUUAAGUUUUUAAGAUAAUGGAUGUAACUACUAGAGUGUUCUAAUUCCUGGGUACACUUUACUUGAAAGUGUUGUAAUUUUCAAGUGCAAGAAGCAUAUUGUAAACUUUGCUUUGAGAUUUUACAGUUGCAAUGGAAAUGUGAAAUGGAAAUUUGUCAAUUCAAAUAGUUUGCAUUGUGCCAACAAUAAACUCAUUGUUCCUGUGCAA